Messenger RNA from Mus musculus (house mouse), 1926 nucleotides. It is a transcript of the gene Pttg1, whose product is annotated as pituitary tumor-transforming gene 1. Gene Ontology annotation, cellular component: nucleus; cytoplasm. Bases 570 to 1136 code for a protein of 188 amino acids. Gene Ontology annotation, biological process: regulation of cell growth; chromosome organization; negative regulation of cell population proliferation. The record is from RefSeq and is marked validated. Lineage: Eukaryota; Metazoa; Chordata; Mammalia; Rodentia; Muridae. The transcript has 4 exons. Gene Ontology annotation, molecular function: ribosome binding; heat shock protein binding.
AAACUGCGGUGUGCCGGGUCGUUGGUGGCGCAGUCUUCGGUGAGUUUAGCUGUGAGCUCGUCGUGGGUGAGGGCGUCUUGGGCGAGCUUGGGGUGGCGGGGAGGGCAGACCCGGGACUGGAGGUUGAAGCAGGGUCGGGACGUGUGCUUCACUCGGCCCCGCGUCCCGAGGCGCUCUUGUCGUGCUCGACCCACAGCAACGCUGUUUUUACUUUUCUUCUUCCCUCCCCACUUCAGGAUCUCAAGCAGCCCUGGCUGGUCUUGAACUUGUUAUGUAGCAGGAGGCCAAAUUUGAGCAUCCUCUUGGCUUCUCUUUAUAGCAGAGAUUGUAGGCUGGAGACAGUUUUGAUGGGUGCCAACAUAAACUGAUUUCUGUAAGAGUUGAGUGUUUUAUGACCCUGGCGUGCAGAUUUAGGAUCUGGAUUAAGCCUGUUGACUUCUCCAGCUACUUAUAAAUUUUUGUGCAUAGGUGCCCUGGGUAAAGCUUGGUCUCUGUUACUGCGUAGUUUUUCCAGCCGUCCUCAAUGCCAAUAUCCUAAUAUUCAGGUCUCUCCCUUAGAGUAAUCCAGAAUGGCUACUCUUAUCUUUGUUGAUAAGGAUAAUGAAGAACCCGGCCGCCGUUUGGCAUCUAAGGAUGGGUUGAAGCUGGGCACUGGUGUCAAGGCCUUAGAUGGGAAAUUGCAGGUUUCAACGCCUCGAGUCGGCAAAGUGUUCAAUGCUCCAGCCGUGCCUAAAGCCAGCAGAAAGGCUUUGGGGACAGUCAACAGAGUUGCCGAAAAGCCUAUGAAGACUGGCAAACCCCUCCAACCAAAACAGCCGACCUUGACUGGGAAAAAGAUCACCGAGAAGUCUACUAAGACACAAAGUUCUGUUCCUGCUCCUGAUGAUGCCUACCCAGAAAUAGAAAAGUUCUUCCCUUUCAAUCCUCUAGACUUUGAGAGUUUUGACCUGCCUGAGGAGCACCAGAUCUCACUUCUCCCCUUGAAUGGCGUGCCUCUCAUGACCCUGAAUGAAGAGAGAGGGCUGGAGAAGCUGCUGCAUCUGGGCCCCCCUAGCCCUCUGAAGACACCCUUUCUAUCAUGGGAAUCUGGUAAGGGAGUCCGUUCAAACUCGGGCUGUAAGCAACUUGUCACAUGACACGUUUUUGUUGUCGGGACUGAAUUGUACAGGUGAGUCUCUGGGCAGCUUCGGGAUAUUGGGGCCAAGUUUAGAAUAAGAACUUCCCUCAGUCAUUGUGUAUGGUUGAGUCCCAAAAGAAGGUUUUCUGGAACCUUGGCCAGCCUUUGGUGAUAGCAGUGGGUGAAGUUGAACACAGAGCUGCUUAGGCUAGGAGUUGAAGUCUGUGGUAACUGAGACUGGAUGAGCACUCCAGGUUCCACCUGUGGCUGUCAGAGGACCAGUGUAGACUGACAGUAACUUGUCAACCACUGAAAGCUUAAGGCUUUAGUUAGAACGGGUGUGUGUGUGUGUGUGUGUGUGUGUGUGUGUGUGUGAGGGAGAGAGAGAGAGAGAGAGAGAGAAAGUGCCUCAAAUGAGAUGGGUUGCCGGUCUGAUUUUAUGAUUUUGUGAGACUUUAUGCUCAAGAGAACAAGUAGCUUUCGCGUAUUUUAAAGACCUGCUUCUUGACUACCCACACUGAUGCCGACACUGAUGCUACAUGUAAAAGAUCUGCAUGUGUGCGUGAGAUUCAUUAGAUGAAUGUAGGAUGAAAGUUAGCAGCUAAUGUUUGUUAUGGAUGAUGGCUAGAAAGGAAGUGCAGAAUCUAACGAGAAACUCCUCUUCUUCCAGAUCCGCUGUACUCUCCUCCCAGUGCCCUCUCCACUCUGGAUGUUGAAUUGCCGCCUGUUUGUUACGAUGCAGAUAUUUAAACUUCUUACUUCUUUGUAGUUUCUGUAUGUAUGUUGUAUUAAUAAAGCAUUUGUGCAUA